This is a messenger RNA of Cydia strobilella, 4003 nucleotides long. RefSeq names its product irregular chiasm C-roughest protein-like. Gene Ontology annotation, biological process: cell-cell adhesion. Gene Ontology annotation, cellular component: plasma membrane; cell-cell junction. NCBI's taxonomy places the organism in Eukaryota, Metazoa, Arthropoda, Insecta, Lepidoptera, Tortricidae. The record is from RefSeq and is a predicted model, not a curated record. Gene Ontology annotation, molecular function: cell adhesion molecule binding. Bases 300 to 2675 code for a protein of 791 amino acids. The transcript has 20 exons.
CACUUGACCGUUUUUUCAAGCGGAUACGGCCAGUCGGCCACAUAGUCGCGCCCUCAGACAAGGGGGCGUAUUCUAAAAAUACAACAGUAUUCUAAACUAUACAUGCGGCUUAGUCACGUAUCGUCGCUCCCGAAUAGUCGACGAUUCGAAUCUCGAAUUCGAAUUUUCAAAUUUCGAAUUUCGCGAAAUGGAAAGUGCUUGAAAUUGGUGCAAAGUUCUUUGUGAUCAGCCAUCGCACAUGUCUGGAAUGAGAUAUGUCCCAACCUCCGUUAUAGACAUGUCAAGACCAUGUCAAUGACAUGUCGACCUUACCGAGCUUGUGGACCGGAAGGACCGGAAGUUGGCGACCGGAAGUGUUGUUGCUGGUGCUGCUGAGCUGCAGCUAUGGGUAUCAGGAGCAGAGGUUCGCAAGGGAGCCCCCGGAUCAGGAAGCGAUAGUGGGCUCAGAAGUGAUACUUCCCUGCCGAGUGGAAAAUAAAAUCGGCGCCCUGCAAUGGACGCAGAACGACUUCGGUCUCGGUACCAACAGGAAUCUCAGCGGAUACGACCGGUACCUCAUGAUCGGGAGCGACGAAGAAGGAGAUUUCUCCUUGAAGAUACAGAACGUGACUCUAGAAGACGAUGGGGACUACCAGUGCCAAGUGAGCUCGGGUUUGAAUGGUGAACCCGCCAUACGUUCCCGCUACGCCAAACUAACAGUGUUGGUAGCACCGAAUCCACCUAGGAUCGUGCAAGGCGCCUUUAUAGAUGCUACUGAGGAGCAACCAGUAGAUAUUGAAUGCGUGUCGGUUGGUGGAAAACCUGCGGCUGAGAUCACGUGGGUCGAUGGCAACCAACAAGUAAUCAAGAAGAACGUAAAAACAUCGGAGGAACUGUUACCAGACGGCCAAAAGUUUAAAACCAGGUCCAUAUUGCGGUUGACCCCCAGCAAGGACCACCACAAGCAGACAAUCACCUGCCAGGCGCAGAACACCGCCGACCGAGCCGCUAGGAUGGCCACUGUUUAUAUCGAGGUCAGAUACGCCCCAAAAGUGAAGCUCUCAAUCAGCUCGGGCGCCGUGGAUGGGCGUUUCCCUGAAAGCUCGGAGGCACGACUGAGAUGUGAAGUAGACGCUAAUCCAAGAGCCCAGGUGUACCGGUGGUAUAUCAACAACAGCCCAGUCGUUGGAGAUUAUACUGAGGAAAUGAUAAUCUUCAAUGUAACGAAAAAAUACCAUAACGCAGUGGUAAAGUGUGAAGUCAGCAACUCUGUGGGGAAAAGUGAAGAUACUGUUACGUUAGAUGUUACAUAUCCACCAGUCUUCCGUUCAAGGCCCCGCGACGUCGAAGCCGACGAAGGUUCGACCGUCAGCCUCCACUGCGAUGUGGACGGCCAGCCCAAACCCGAGAUAAAGUGGGUGCUUCACGAGCCUGGUCGGAUCGCGCAGCCUAAGGGGUCCGAACCGACCCUAAAGAUAAAGAGAGUAGACGAGCAAUCUGCAGGCAGAUAUGUCUGCAUUGCUAAAGUGGAAGGAUACAACGAAAUCAGGAGCGAAGCUACGGUUUUCAUUAAAGGACCGCCAAAGAUUCUUUCCAACAGGACACAAUUUGGUGCAGAAGGGGAGAUGGUGACGAUAGAGUGUGUCUUCCUUAGUGUUCCUAAAUCUUUCGACAUCAUAUGGUACUUUGAAGGUCGAGAAAUCAAGCCUAUAGAGAAUCCGGACUACGCGCCCUUCGAACAAGACCUGGGUGAUGGAAUAGUGAAAGCAAGUUUAGUGAUCAGAGCGAGUCAAUCGAAACAUUACGGGCUUUACAACUGCAGUGUCACUAAUGAUAUUGGGAAUGCUAAUGCUGGAAUCACACUUAAACCUAUAAAAACCUUACCUCUCUUCAUAAUCCUCAUUGGAGUCACAUCAGGCAUCAUCGUCUUCUCCGCCUUCAUUAUUCUCCUGGUCAUCUGCAACAGGAGAAGGAGACAGAAUAGUCAGCAGAUGAGCGAGAAGCCAGAUGUUACUGUUACCACUUGCGAUAUGUAUAACAAGGAGAGCGAUAGGAGCUCGAAUAUUAGCGAUUUGAAGUUACAGUUGCCUCAUGGGGACGGUAGUUAUGAGUUGGACUACACCAGCUCAGACCGAUCCGACUCUAAACUACAGUCAGGCCUGCCAUUGGCCGGGCCUGUGACUCUACCGAGCAUACGACUGGACGAUCCUCUGAUGCAGUUCAGAUACAGCAACGACUAUUCCGAUCCUGCUUACAACGAAAAUUAUUAUAAGAACCCGGGUGGGUAUGUGUAUGACUAUCCGCAGGGAUACGCACCGCCGAACAACCUGCGGGUACAGUCGCCGGAACCGGCUAACAGGUCACUUCAAGGCUCAUUGACGCGCAGCAUCGACACAGCUUCAACUCUACCGUUGUCAGCCGGCAAUGGAUCGCAGAAUAAUUCUCUGCAACGAACGAAAACUCAAGACGAGACUGACGCAAUCAAUAAUUUGGGCCUGCCAGUUGGUGGCGACACGCCACCGAUCUACGCGAAAGGCGUGGAUUUGCGGUACGCGGCCACAUACGGGAACCCGUAUCUAAGGAACAGUUCACAUGGUUACCCAAACCAAGUGCACACAGCAAAACCGGCGUCCACACCGGCGCCACCGCCAUACUCUGCCCUUCGGAGUUCAGUGGUCAUGCCAUCAGGUCAGUGAGGUAAUGGCAACCAACCGGCGCAGGGUACACAUGUAUAGCAAAUGCAUGAAACACGCGUAGUGUAAAAACAAUGCUGUGAACUAUUCAGUGACUUCAAAGCGUGGCUUUUGGUACCCUCCCCCCGCUCGGAACUACGGCGUCAGUGGGGACUUAGAAGGGUGCGGGUGGUGAGAGUGUGCAGUGCAUAUUUAUUGUAAAUGUGUUCCUAAAAUAGAUUUAAAAUGUAUGACUGAAUGUAAAUAAUUAUAGAUAUAUAAAACAAGUAAAAUGUACAGUGAAAGUUGGAUUUAAUUCAUUUAUUCUGAUGCGUCUCAUAAAAAUUUACAAUGAAAUUUUAUUGUUGUGGGUAUUUCGUUGUUCAAUGUAUAAGAUCAAUGAAUACUGUUUGUGCUUGGAUUUCCUCGUUCUGCUUUAGCCAGAGUCGAUUGUAUUUAGAUUUUCUUUGUGCCGUAUUGUAGGUAAAAUAUUUCUUAAUGUUAUAAACGUUUUGCAUUUGUUAUUUAAAACCUUGUAAAUAUUAUAGUUAAAAUAGAUUACCCAGAUAUGUACAGAUUUUAAGUAGAUUUCAAAAACUUCGUACCACCAAUAAUUGUAAUUAUAAAAAUGGCCCCAAAUCAUUAAAAAUAUUUAUAAUGAAUAUUGUAUUAUAAAUAACGCUGUUGCUCAAAUAACUAAAUCGAUGUACGAUUCCAAUUUAAUUCCAUUAUUUAUAUUUAUAAAAUAUAUUAUUGUAUAAUAAUAUUCUAGAAAUAAAACAGACUGAGAAUGUUUUGUCAAAAUUUUUGAUAUAAAAACUUCUUGAAUUUUCAAUAAGAAAUUUCUAAUUAAAUAUUUUAUCAGCUGGCCGAUAGAUAUUAUAAUUUAAGUAGAUAAAUCAAUUUAUAGGAAAUAAAUGAUGAAACUAUUUAAGGAAGUUCAUCUUUUCUGUGAUAAAGAAAUAGUGUCGGAUAAGUUUCAAUUCGAGUUUUUAAUUUGAUAAUUUUUUAAUCUUCCGAAACAUACAUUAUAAAAAAACGUAUUUACUGAUGUGCUGCCGAAGUUUUAAAAAUUUCGAAAUUUACACAAGGAAAAAUUUUGGAAACCUCAUAUUUUUCUAUGGACAUCGAAAUUUGCCAUUUACAAACUAACUUAUCUUUGUUUCUUAUGAUUUUUUUCUGAAAUUUCCAAGAACUUUUCCAACUGUAAUUGUAUUUUAAUUCCAGACAAUUGCUUUUAUUAUAAUAAAAAACAAAAAUGUAUAAAAAUAAUGCAUGCCAGUGUUUUGUUAUUGCAUGCGAAAUUGAUUUGCCAUUAUUUCCGUAUAUUGAAUAAACCUCUAACUGAAAAA